CUGGAUGCGAGCAGCUGAAGUCGCAGCCACUCCACUCCAUGUUUUGCCCUGCCCUUGUGCGCUCUCUGCUCGCUGUGCAGCGUGCGUCUCGGCUGCAUUUCGCUUCCCUCACACUGACACGAACACAGGGGCUGCUUGCUGUGUGUGCGGGAGAAGUUGUUGGCACAGAGAGCACCAGGUAGCAACUGUCUUCUUCAAACGGAUUUCGUUCAAGCUGGGAGCAGUCGGGCUCGCCGGGUCCUUUUUCUAUUUUCGAGUGGGAAGAUAACGAAGCGGUUUGCAAUGAGAUGGACGCACCAGUAUCUAAAGUGAGGAGUGAUAUUUUUUUCUUUUUCUUUUAACGAACAAUCUGACAUCCUGCUCACUGGAGAAAUCUUUAACUCAGCCCUUUUGGAUUUCUUUUUUUCUCUCUCUCUCUCUCUGACGGAGCUCGUAUUUCCCUGUGAAACAUUAUCAAGGAUUUCACUGAUGUAUGCGAUGUGGAGACUGCAAGUCGCCUUAUGUACUCUGUCGGUGCUGUCCCUGUCAUCUGCUGGUGAAAGCAAAGCGCGGAGCUGUAGCGAGGUUAGGCAAGCUUAUAACGUUAAAGGCUUCAGCAUCGUCAAUGUACCUCAUCAGGAAAUAUCAGGUGAACACCUGCGUGUCUGUCCUCAGGGAUACACCUGCUGCACAUCUGAGAUGGAGGACAAACUCAACCAACAGAGCAAACUGGAUUUUGAGAAUUUGGUCGAGGAGAGCAGCCACAAUAUGAGGACGACGUUUGUCUCGAGGCAUAAAAAGUUUGAUGAGUUUUUCUUGGAGCUGCUGGACAAUUCUGAGAAGUCUCUCAACAGUAUGUUCACACGGACGUACGGGAAGCUGUAUAUGCAGAACUCGGAGGUGUUCCAGGACCUGUUUACUGAGCUAAAGCGCUACUAUACGGGGGGCAACGUCAACCUGGAGGAGAUGCUGAAUGACUUCUGGUCCAGGCUGCUGGAGCGGAUGUUCCAGUUACUCAACUCCCAGUACCACUUCACAGACGACUACCUGGAGUGCGUCAGUAAAUACACAGAUCAGCUAAAGCCCUUUGGAGAUGUGCCCAGGAAACUGAAGGCCCAGGUCACCAGGGCCUUCAUCGCUGCACGGACAUUUGUACAGGGGCUAAUGGUGGGUCGGGAGGUCGCCAACAGGGUCGCCAAGGUGAAUGUAGUUCCAGCAUGUGUCAGAGCCCUGACCAAGAUGCUGUACUGCCCAUACUGUCGCAGCAUGCCUGGGCUGAAACCCUGUCACAACUACUGUCACAACGUUAUGAGGGGCUGUCUAGCGAACCAGGCAGACCUAGAUGCUGAAUGGAACCUGUUCAUCGAUGCUAUGUUACUGGUGGCAGACAGACUGGAGGGACCCUUCAACAUUGAGGCAGUUAUAGAGCCAGUUGACAUCAAGAUCUCUGAGGCUAUAAUGACCAUGCAGGACAACAGCAUGCAAGUGUCAGCCAAGGUUUUUCAAGGGUGUGGCCAACCAAAGCCAUCAGGAAUAGGCAGGUCUGCACGUGGCAUCUCAGAUGUGUUCAGUGCUCGCUUCAGACCCUACACCCCUGAGGAGAGGCCAACCACAGCAGCUGGAACAAGCUUGGAUAGACUGAGGGUUGUGUGGAGGACAAUGCAACACAGUGUGAUUGACAUCAAAGAGAAAUUGAAGGAAUCCAAGAAGUUCUGGUCCAACCUGCCAGAUGACAUCUGUGCCAAGGGCAAGCUCACAGAGUCUGACGAGGAGCAGUGCUGGAACAGCCACACUAAGGGCAGAUAUUUCCCUGAAGUGGUGAAGGAGGGUCUAACCAACCAGUUGAACAACCCAGAGGUGGAUGUGGAUAUCACCAGGCCUGACACACUGAUACGACAGCAGAUCAUGGCUUUACGUGUCAUGACCAACAAGCUAAAGAACGCCUACAAUGGAAAUGACAUCUACUUCCAGGACUCUAGUGACGAGGGCAGUAGUUCUGGCAGUGGCAGCGGAUGCUCUGACGGCUGCACAACAGAGUUUGUUUUUGUUGGAACAGAGGCUCCUGUGAUCGGAGCAGACAGAAGUGAUGAACGCGCAGCAGCAGCAGCCGCAGGCAAGUCACUUUCCCGUGGACCCUCCCUACUGCUGCUGUUAGUGGCCCUCACACUCCCACUCUGGGCAAUGCAGACUCAAUGGAGAUAAUACACGAGUGUGGCCUGAUCGCUGACUUUUAUACUGUCCAAGACAGUAUGUUUAACAGCAAGUUCUACUGCUGUUCCCUCACUGGACAUGUACAACCUCCUGGAAACAAGAGAAUGGCUUACUGUGUGCUAUGGUAGGACUGGAAGUGAGUGCAGUGCUGCAUCCUGCUUGUCCCCCAAAGAAUGCUCGGUGCCAUCACUGAACCAGCUUUCACAUCUCUGAAAAAAAGAAAAUGUGGUGUUUUAUCAUUAUUCUAAAGUGGAUUUUGAAAAACAUGCUUCUCUUUUAGACCAUCUGAUCUGAUUUUUCAGAUAAGGGGGAAUCUAUUUUUCUUUUCCUUUGUAUGAUGAAGUUGUGAACACCCAUCAUCCUACUAUUCUUGUCCCCCUCAGACAAAAGGAGAAAGUCUUACUGUGUGCAUGCAUGGAAAUGAUGUUACCUGACAAAAAACAUUUUUUAGGCUUUUUUCAACGCAGGCUACACAGUUUUGAAUUGGUCGGUACCGGAUUGUACAGUGUUAGCACCUGGUUUCCCCUUUGGUCAUAUCAGUGUGGCUUCAGCAGUAGUUUUUACAGCCACUAUAUAGUUGCACAUUUGAUUAUCUCUGAGAAAGUGCUAAUGUACUGCAGAGAGAGAACUACUUUGCACAGAUUAUUUUUGUUGGCUUCAUAAGUUUAUAAAGCUGCAGGAAACAUCCACCAAUUACAGAAAGAAGAUCUAUAUUUUCAGAUCAUUUAACUGAUUGUAUUGUACUUAUAAAACAGUUGCAGUAUGUAUUUCACUGGAAGGUACUGUAAUGUAAUCUUACUGGUUUAGUUAAUGGCUACAUUUUUUAAAUGUAUUAUUUGUUUUUACAAAUUAUUUGAUCACCUGUAAAAUGAAAAAAGUUUUUUUCAACAACACUAAGCCAUUAUACUACAAUUGCCUGCUAACAACAUUCAGUUACCUGAUUUACUCUCUUCUGUUUGGGUACUUAACAUGCACUUAAAGAGUUCACACUUGCUUUUUAUUCUCAGAGGACUCAGAGAAUAUGAGUGCUAUUAGUUAUAUGUUAAUGACAUUUCCAUUUAUUUACUUGGCUUUAACUAUUCAUGACUAUGAUUUAUUUUGUAUGUUUUCCUUUGUUUAUAUUACAUAUAUGGAAGGUUACAUGUUUUAAUCCUAGUCCUGUGAGCUCAUACGCAGCCCUCUGAAAGGCUCUGCUGGUUUACCCGCUCACAUCCUAUGGAGCCGCUUUUUGUUUGGCUAAUCAGAACAAACACAUCACCAGGCUACAGGUUAUAGAAGUUGUAUGUUGUACUAAGUUUUCCUAAAAGGCAUGUCCAAGUCAGCAAUGUUAGAGGGCUCUGACUACUCUUAAAACUAGGGUUACUUCUCAUAACAUUCAUUCUUUAUCUCAUACAGGCUUCGACCUGUAACAGGCUCUAGAGGCUCAGGGAGCAAAACCACUAGCUUGCUCUCCACAAACACAACUCGAUGGCUGAGAUCUCUGGUAACAUAGAAAAGGAAGGUGCCAGAAAUGUUUCAGGCAUACUGUAGAAACAAACAGACAGGAAACUAUUCACUGUUCCACAAAAGAGGGCAGUUGAGGCAGCCACCUUCAUGCUGGUGCCUGGAGGAAUCCCAUCAGCUCAAACUGUAAGCACCUGAAAUGAUUUCACAUAGCCAAUAAGCACGUCUCUUGUCUCUAAAGGGGCCUUCCCCAAACCCAUCGCUGUAACAAAUUAACAGCUGCUGUGAGCAUCUCAAAGAGACUGUAGGUUUCAAGUAGCAUACUAAAGCAAGCAUAGGACACAAGAGUUUCCCCUCCCGGUCGCCAGCAUGAGGGGAGAGUGAAAAUAGCAUCAAGCUACAUCCUCCGAGCCAUUAAAAGAAAUGUCUGAUGUUCUAAGGCACAAAUCAAGUUGUGGGUGAAGUGUAGUGCUUCUUUGGUUCCUUCAAAUGAGCACACAACUAGAGUAGACUGAUAUCUACAUUGCCAAAAUUUGCACCAGCAUGACUGUCUUCACAGACAGCACUGUAGGCAAAAUGUCUCCUAGGUAGGCUCAUAUGACUUACAAGAGAGACUCUGGAGCACCACAGGAAGCUCCAACUGCAGAACAGACAGGAAAACAGUUGAACUCUGUCGCUUCACUCCCUGCAGCAACCACUUUAGCAGAAGGUGACUGAACCACAGCCUCCCACCAAAACUAGCAUGGCAAAAUUAAAUCACUGACGCGUAAACCUUAAUUGUGGAAUGCGAAAGGCCUCCAACCAACAGAAGUGAACUGAUCAACAUAAGGUCCUCCCCAAUGUUAUACUGUCCAGGGUAGUUAAUCAAUGCAGGGGCAGACCGCACAUGCAUUUCCAUUAACCUGUAUUUAUGUACAUUUUCUAUUAGUGUGUUAAAGAAAACCUGGAAACUCCAGAAAUCCAUAAAAAAACAGAAGGUAUUUACUGUGGGCUGAGGUGGAAAAACAAAAUGCGUCAAAGUGCAAUGGAAACAGACAUGGCAAAUAAAUCAUGUAAUUGAAGCGUGUGACUUAAACAUCCACUGCUGCAGCUUCUGCUAAGCUGAAGAGUUGAAAGAUAGCGGCAAAUAAGAACAUAAGAUCAAUGUGGAGCGAUGAGGAGACUGUAUUCAAAUUAAUAGAUGAAACAAACAAAUACCAUAUUUCCAUCAUGUUUUCCACAUGGUUUUCCAUAGUUUAAGAUUUAAUUGCCGCUUUUUAAUGCUCAUUGUGCCCUCUCCUUCAGCAAUAGUUUAAUGGCACAGGACUGCGCUCUGUUUAUCUCAAGGCACCCAUCUUCUAAUAUUGACACAACAUCAGUGGAUGGAAACAUGCAUUAUUUAGCUUUUUUGCCAUUUUUCUGGUAAUUCAGUAAAGAUUUUCUCUGCAUUUAGAUGAAAAUUUGACUAGAGUGGGGCUAAUAUAAAGAUAACAUGCCAAGAAAAGAAAAUGGAUGCUUGGUUAUAACGCAAUGAGCAUUUUUAAGAUCUGGGUCGGUGAAUCCAUUCUGAUUGGCCGAAACAGCGCAUGCAAAUAUCAGCGCAUCCUGCGGGGAUGACUGAGCAAGCCUGUUGAGCCCUUUUGAUGUCAAAGCCUGUACGAGAUCCACCUGUGGAGACUAAACACAGUUUACCCAACCUCUCAAAAUCUAAAAUAGCAUUUAUGCUGCUGUUUAUGCAGAAGUUACAUGGGUUACUCUGUAUUGCACUUUUCUCCUGAAUAUUUUGGAUUGCUCGUGUGUCCUCGGCCGGAUCAUGGUAUCUUCACACAAGCACACCACCAAGCUGUGUUUGGCAGAGGUAAAAACCUCGGUCAAAACCUACUUCAUUAGCAGAAGCACUAAAUGGUGCUGUUUCAGACAAAUGGGGGGUAGUUAGUCAGGAUGGACAUCCAGCAGUAACUAUUUAUAGUGCUGAAUAUUGAAUAAAAUACUAUUAAAGUAACAGGCUGUCAGGCCUGAUAUACAGCAGCAGUUUUCCUGAUCUGUUACCCAGGAGUACAGUCCUGAAUAGCAGAUAAUUGCUAUGAAGGAGGUUUCAUGUAAAAAUCAUGGUCUGCUACAUGGGGCCGUUGGACUGAUGAAGCUCAGACUGACAUUUCAAUUUAAGCUUCGUUUACAUUUCUCAGAGACUACAACUACACUCGAUACAGGAUGUUCUGACAUUUAGAAUUAAACACAAGUAAUGUGUCAGCACUUUUCUUUUGAUGUCAAGUGCAGCAUCAUACUUUAUUGUUCCUUAAAAUUGGAUUCACUUGGACAGUCAGAAAGUUGCAUUCAGAUGAUCUUUGUGCUUUGUUGAUUCUAUAAUUGGUAAAUGUAAUAAAUACACAACAGGAAGAGAAGAGAGUUGAUUGGCAGCACAAGUUAGUGGGUUAUAAAUCACUGCAGUCAGACACAACCAUAUAAAUUCAGUUUUCAAGUAUUAAAAAAUAUUGUGGUAUAUUUCUGAGUCAGGGUGGGAAGUGAGGCGGAACAAUCAGCACAGAGCGUGUUCGAUAAUAAGGCAGGAAGCUAGUCGUGUGGCUGCAGAUACUGGCAUUGUUUAAGCUUUGGCACUGCUGCCUCCUCACUGAGGCUUAACAACUAUGUUUCUCAAAGUGUAAAAACUCAGUAAGCAUCUGCAGCCAUACAAAGGUCCAAUGCACCCUUAAGCGCCUCUACAAGAUCUGUGAUUGCAAUAACAAGAGUUUUGGAUGAGUGAGGAUAUGGCAGCUCUUUACUGGUGCUCCAGCUACAGUAAAGGAAGUGAAUUAAGGAAAGACUGUUUCAGAAGUAGGUCAUUUUUCCAAAGAGCUUGUAUCAGUACAAACAACAGUCUUCUCUCAUUACGACGAGAGGAAUGUUUGCCAUUUUCCACUGCCUUGUGUAUUCCUCACUCUGUCCUGAAAAGCUACAUUACCCCAGUCAGGCAUACAGUAUCGCGGUCUGAGAUGCUUCACUGCUUAACUUAAUUUGUCUGUGAGCCAUAUUUAUUUAUUUUGUCUUGUUCAUUCUCUUUGGCAUUUUAAAAACUGGGUGAGGGGCGGGUACGAGUAAAACUGUGGUUGACUGAAGUUUUUUUUUUACAGAAUGUUUAGAACAAAACGUGUUAUGCAAGGUCUUCUCCAUUUUGAUGUUAAUCGUUUGCUGCACUUUUGCUAAGACAUUUGCUGUGAGUGUGGUACUGUUGUGAUUUGCAAAAUCAGAUAACUAAGGAGCACAUUAAGAUUUUCGGAGCUGUCAGUGCACGCUGUUCAAAGUGUUUUGGGGGAACUGAAGUUGACGGUUAUACAAGCAGACAUGCCUUACCAUUUUUAAAAAAAAAAACUAAAAUGGAUUGCUUAUUUGGCUUUUGUUACACAUUCUUGUAUACAGAAAAUAAUACAAAGGUAAUAAUAAACAUUUUAUUAAAAAAACGA
Messenger RNA from Micropterus salmoides (largemouth bass), 7070 nucleotides. It is a transcript of the gene gpc6a, whose product is annotated as glypican 6a. The coding region runs from base 469 to 2181 and encodes 570 amino acids. Gene Ontology annotation, cellular component: cell surface; extracellular region; plasma membrane. Gene Ontology annotation, biological process: cell migration; regulation of protein localization to membrane; regulation of signal transduction. The transcript is spliced from 10 exons. The record is from RefSeq and is a predicted model, not a curated record. Lineage: Eukaryota; Metazoa; Chordata; Actinopteri; Centrarchiformes; Centrarchidae.